GCAGACAGGGGAAGGACAGGUUUCCUUCAGUGACGCCGUGGAAUGAGCUUUCUUUCUGUACAAGAACAGCCGCAGCUUUUACCCGAAGUAGACUGACUCUAACAAGGUACAAAUAGGACUGGGAAGACUAGUUCCUGCUCUCAUCGUCUUCCUAAUGCGAUGCCGAAGACUGACUCAUGGCCAGGCGGUGUUGCCACUAAAUCCUUGAGCAAUAUGGACAGUGCUGGUAGCUGUGAAAGUGUAAUCAGCAUGAACUCUGGCUAUAGUGAAGACAGUAUGGAGCAUUUAUCUGCAGAAGAGAGGGCAUGUAUCAUGUAUCUGGAGGAAACCAUCGAGGCUCUGGAGAUACAGGAGGACAGCGGCUUCUCCAACGAUGAACUAGAUCUUGGCUUACAGGCAGGAAAAAUGGAUCAGGGAAAAGUUAACGACACUUCCAGUUUUAUGUCUAAAUUUGGAGAAGUAGAGCAUCAUACUCUGUCUGAAAUCUCUGAACCAAAGUCCCACCCUGUUUCUGAGCCCAAUACACAAGAUCUCCUAUCACCAGUGAACCAUGUCACUCAACCAAAACCUCUAGUCACUGUUAACAGACUCGCCUCCUCAGCUCCUCCGACUAAGGAGCUGUGUGUGACUACGGAUGCAAAUGGUAAUCCUAUAAUUGUCACAGGUAACAAUCUUCAUCCAGAUCAGUCCAGUGAGGCUUCUGGAAUGGAUCCGAGUCUGAUUCCUCCUCCCUCAGACUUCAUGGAUGAACCACAUCCUCUUGCAUACUCAAAGGAAGUCAAACGCUUUCCUCCAUCUGCAGGUACAAAGAACAACAAGUCAUUAACAACUGUUGACUUGGAACAGAUUUGUCAGAGAGCCUCUGGGAAGAAAACCUCAUACAGCUCGUCUUUGACCCAGGAAAGUCCAAGCAUGCCGUCACCUGAAGUGUCUCCCUGUCUGAGUCCACUGGCCAUCACAUCUGACUACCUAAGGAGUCCUCCUCCAGAGUCUGCUGAGCCCAGAAGUCCACCUGCUGUGGCGCCUAAGCCUAAGAAGCUUCCUGCCAACAUUCAGAAAUCGUACAGGUCACCGGCGACUGCCUCUGAAGGCACUAGUAAUGACCAGGUGCUGUUGGAUCCGCAGAGAGUCCACAUGGAGGCUCUCCGAAAACUUGGCCUGCUAAAAAGUGACGAGGCAGUUUCAGGACCUCCUCUCAGCCCCAAAUUCUCUCUAUCUCCCUCACAAUCUCCCAGAACUAGAAGAUCAUGGGGGGCUCCUCCCUCUCCAUUCAGCCCAGCAGCUCUACAAACACCAUCUAACACCUAUGUCAACAGUCCAUCCCCUGUCUUUGUCCCUCUACAGCCUCUUCCUGCUAUGUCUCCAUCAGUUAAUCCUUCAGCUCCAGAUAUUUUCCCAGUACCUGCUGCUUUCAGUGACCCUGCAGAAUCUCUGCCAGUUCAUGGAGCGACUGCUGUCAAACAUGUUUCAAAGGACAAUGGAGAUGCAGAGGCAAAUAUGCCUCAUCUUAACUCUCCUACUUUGAACAAACAUUUAACCCCACCCAAGAUCACAGGUGUCAAAUCAGCCACCCUGGAACACUCGGGCCUGGAACUAAGCAGCUCUACAGCAAGUCAAGACUUCAAUAUGGCCAGUCAGCUGCGAAACAGUCGGCCACGCCCUGCCUCUCUGGGGAGCAGGAAAGAAUUUCCAAGCGCUCAAGGAGAAAAUGUGCAGAUGGGCCGUGCCACCAGUAAAGAGCACGACCCACGGAGGUCCCUGCCUGCCCACAGGGACUCUAAGCUGCCUCGAUCAGAGGGAAUCAGUGUGCUGAUCUGCCCACGUUCAGAUAAUGAAGAGGACCGUCGCAAGGCCCUGAAGAAGCUGGGGCUGCUUAGGGACUAAUGCUAAUGCUUUGCCACCUCAUCUUACUCUUCACCUAAUCAUCACCAACUCCAUUCAGACAAUUCUUGUCAUACACAUGAUGAAGCCAUUACAGACCUUUCAGGAAGCAUCUUAACCACAUAUUAGUGCAUUUUUUUCAUUUCUGCUGCAUCAAGUUAGUAUAACCAGAGCCAGCCUGACAUGAACCAAAUACUGCUAUACCCACAUUUGCAUCUACUUUUACUAAUAUCUUCCUCAUGUACAUUGUUUUCAGUUCUCAUUCAUGUUGCACUUGUCGGAUAUCACUCACUCUCUCACUGUUGCUUAUGUGUUUUAUUGUAAAUUAAAUACUGUUACUUGUAACAGGCUGGGAACCAAA
This is a messenger RNA of Solea solea (common sole), 2242 nucleotides long. Its product is annotated as specifically androgen-regulated gene protein-like. The record is from RefSeq and is a predicted model, not a curated record. Bases 160 to 1884 code for a protein of 574 amino acids. The transcript has 4 exons. Lineage: Eukaryota; Metazoa; Chordata; Actinopteri; Pleuronectiformes; Soleidae.